AUGGCCGCCCUCCCAGGAGUCCCAGAGGAACUCCACCGGAGGCCACCUGGAGAAGAAGAUCCCCGGGCAGUAGCAGAGCCAAUAGCAGAGCCGGAGUCUCUUGCAGCAUCGACCAUUGCUUCUCCAUCGCAACUCAGUCUCGAUGGACAUUGGGGGGAGCGUCAGGAGGGCGACCCUGUCUCCCGCCAUGGCGCGAUGGAGGAGUUUGAAGAGAUGAGGAGAGAGUUAACGAGGUUGAGUCUCCACCGAUCUCGUUCCCAAACGAGAAGUGUCCGACGAUAUCGUUCAGGAACGCAGACUCAGGGCGACCUGAAAGAGCAGGAGGGAACCAUCGAUGAAGCAUCUUCCACGUCGACCCGCCAGGAAUUCGAUCUCAGCGAGUUCUUGCAAGGCGGCCAGCUGGAGCGUCGAACCACCGUGGGAGAUCCAGCGAAGAAGGUCGGCGUGGUCUUCAAGAACCUGACCGUCAAGGGUGUGCAAUCGGGCGCAUCUUUUGUCAGGACUCUACCUGACGCAGUGGUGGGAACGUUUGGCCCGGAUCUGUACCACUUAUUGCAGCGGUUCAUCCCCUCCCUGCAUUUCGGGAAGAAACCGCCCACGCGGGAGCUGAUCCACGACUUCAGCGGUGUCGUCAGGGACGGAGAGAUGAUGUUCGUUCUGGGAAGACCGGGCUCAGGAUGUACCACCUUCCUCAAGGCCAUUGCCAAUGAUCGCGCAGCCUUUGCCGGUGUCUCUGGAGAGGUCACAUACGGUGGCAUCCCAGCCAAGGAGCAACACAAGCAUUUCCGUGGAGAAGUCAACUACAACCCGGAAGAUGACCAGCAUUUUCCGUCGCUGACGGUGUGGCAAACUCUGAAAUUCUCCCUGAUCAACAAGACGAAGAGACAUGAUAGAUCCAGCAUCCCGAUUGUGGUGGAUGCGUUGUUGAAGAUGUUCGGUAUUAGCCACACGAAGAACACCUUGGUCGGAAACGAGUAUGUCCGCGGUGUCUCCGGUGGAGAGAGAAAGCGAGUCAGUAUUGCAGAGACUCUAGCGACCAAAUCCAGCGUGGUGUGUUGGGACAACUCGACCAGAGGUCUGGAUGCGAGCACCGCACUGGACUAUGGAAAGUCCCUCCGUAUCAUGACUGAUGUCAGUAAGCGGACCACAUUCGUGACUUUGUACCAAGCAGGAGAGGGUAUCUACGAGCUUAUGGACAAGGUCUUGGUCAUCGAUGAAGGACGAAUGCUCUACCAAGGCCCUGCGAAUGAAGCCAAGGAAUAUUUCGUUAACCUGGGAUUCUACUGCCCGCCCCAAUGGACUACUGCUGACUUUUUGACCUCACUGUGCGAUCCAAACGCACGCCAGUUCCAACCGGGCCGGGAGGCUUCCACCCCGAAAACUGCAGAAGAACUAGAGAAAGUCUUCAGGGAGAGCGCUGCGUAUACGCGUCUCCUGGAAGAUAUCGCAGACUAUGAGAAACGUCUGCAGGAUACCAACCGCGCUGAUACUCGACGUUUCGAGCAAACUGUUGUCCAGUCCAAGAGCAAGACAGUCUCAAAGAAGUCGCCUUACACCGUCUCGUUCAUCAGACAAGUACUAGCAUGUACACAGCGAGAAUUUUGGCUCAUCUGGGGAGACAAGACCUCGCUUUACACCAAGUUCUUCAUCAUCAUUUCCAACGGGCUGAUUGUCAGCUCUCUCUUCUACGGCCAGUCCCUCGACACCAGCGGUGCCUUCUCCCGAGGUGGUACACUCUUCUUCUCGGUCUUGUUCCUUGGCUGGUUGCAAUUGACCGAGUUGAUGUCUGCGGUAUCAGGACGAGUUAUUAUCAAGAGACAUAAGGACUACGCCUUCUAUCGCCCCUCGGCUGUCUCAUUGGCUCGUGUCCUGGUCGACUUUCCCAUGAUCUUCGCAAUGGUAGCAGUCUUUACGAUCAUUGUGUACUUCAUGGCAGGGCUAGAUGUUGAUGUCUCAAAAUUCUGGAUCUACGCACUAUUCGUGUACACGACCACCUUCUGUAUCACGUCAUUGUACCGAAUGUUCGCAGCUCUGUCCCCGACCAUCGACGAUGCGGUUCGCUUCAGCGGAAUUGCACUGACUCUCCUGGUCAUCUUCAUCGGAUAUGUCAUUCCGAAACAAACGUUGAUCGCAGACUCGAUCUGGUUUGGCUGGCUGUUCUACAUCAAUCCAAUUGCGUACAGUUACGAGGCAGUCUUGACAAAUGAAUUCUGGAACCGUGAGAUGCCAUGCUCUCCGUCGAUGCUCGUGCCUCAGGGCCCUGGUGUCGAUCCACGCUACCAAGGCUGCUCUCUGCCUGGGUCACAGCUCGGUAGCACGACCGUCUCAGGAAGGAAUUACCUGGAGACUUCGUUCCAAUUUACGAGACAUCAUCUCUGGCGUAACUUUGGCGUGGUGAUUGCGUGGACGGUUCUGUACCUGUUGGUCACUAUCAUCGCUACGGAAACACUCUCGUUUGUGAGCGGUGGCGGUGGAGCAUUGGUGUUCAAGAAGACGAAGCGUGCCAAACAGUUGACCAAGCACGGAAGCACCAGUGAUGAAGAGAAGGUCAAAACUGGAGAGGUUGGAGCUUCCACCCGCGAUGCUUCACCCUCUUCUGGCGACAAUGGUCUCAACAGUCUUACUUCUAGUGAUCGCAUCUUCACGUGGAGCAACGUUGAGUACACCGUGCCGUAUGGAAACGGAACCAAGAAGAUUCUGAACGGCGUUAACGGUUACGCUAAGCCGGGUAUUAUGAUCGCUCUGAUGGGUGCCUCGGGAGCAGGAAAGACAACGCUCUUGAACACUCUUGCCCAACGCCAGAAAGUGGGAGUGGUAACCGGUGAUAUGCUCGUUGACGGUCGUCCCCUGGGUCCGGAAUUCCAGAGAGGAACCGGUUUCUGUGAGCAGAUGGAUCUUCAUGAUGGCACUUCUACGAUCCGGGAAGCUCUGGAGUUUUCUGCCAUCCUGCGACAAGACAGAAAUAUCCCACGCCAGGAGAAGAUCGAUUACGUGAACAGGAUCAUUGAGCUCUUGGAGCUUGGGGACAUCCAAGAUGCCCUAAUCAGCUCUCUCGGGGUCGAACAGAAAAAGAGAGUCACAAUCGGAGUUGAACUGGCCGCUAAGCCAAAUCUUCUCUUGUUCCUCGACGAGCCUACUAGUGGUCUGGAUAGUCAAGCGGCUUUCUCGAUCGUGCGGUUCUUGAAGAAGUUGACUCAAGCGGGCCAAGCUAUCGUGUGUACCAUCCACCAGCCGUCUUCGAUGCUCAUUCAAGAGUUCGACAUGGUCCUCGCUCUCAACCCAGGUGGUAACACGUUCUACUUCGGCCCCGUUGGUAAGAAUGGCUCAGCGGUCAUCAGCUACUUUGCGGAACGCGGCUUUGUCUGUCCGCCGUCCAAGAACGUUGCCGAGUUUAUCCUUGAGACUGCAGCAAAGGGAGGCAAGGGAAAAGAUGGCCGACCAGUCGACUGGAACGAGGAAUGGAGAAACUCCGAGCAGAACCGUCAAGUCCUGGCGGAGAUCCAACGUAUCCGAGAGGAGCGCAGCAAGCUUCCUGCGCCCGAGGCUGGCAAGCAAUACGAAUACGCUGCUCCUGUCACCACGCAAACUGUCAUGCUUACCAAGAGACUCUUCUUGCAGUACUGGAGAGACCCCUCGUAUUACUAUGGAAAGCUCUUCGUUAGUGUGAUCGUUGGUAUCUUCAACGGAUUUACCUUCUGGAUGCUCGGAAACAGCAUCUCCAGCAUGCAGGAUCGCAUGUUCUCGGCCUUCCUGGUCAUUCUGAUCCCACCGAUUACCAUGAACAGUAUCGUCCCCAAGUUCUAUAUGAACCGUGCGCUCUGGGAGGCUCGUGAAUAUCCGUCCCGUAUCUACGGAUGGAUCGCGUUCUGUACUGCAAACAUUGUCUGCGAAAUUCCAGCCGCCAUCGUCACAAGUGUAGUGUACUGGUUGCUGUGGUACUACCCAGUCGGUCUCCCAACAGACUCAAGCACAGCCGGUUACGUUUUCCUGAUGACGAUGCUUUUCUUCCUGUUCCAAGCAAGUUGGGGACAGUGGAUCUGUGCCUUCGCACCAUCCUUUACUGUCAUUUCUAACGUCCUCCCCUUCUUCUUCGUCAUGGUCAACCUCUUCAACGGUAUUGUCCGUCCCUACAGCGCGUACCCAGUAUUCUGGAAGUACUGGAUGUACUACGUCAAUCCAAUGACGUGGUGGCUCCGUGGUGUCCUGUCCAGUAUUUUGCCAGGCACCCCAGUCGUCUGCUCGUCUCAGGAAGCCACUCACUUCAACCCACCUCCAGGCCAGACCUGCAGUCAAUAUGCCGGUCGCUUCGUAUCUGAGAUCGCCCGUGCCGGCUAUCUCAGCAACCCGGACGCCACUUCUGACUGCAGCUACUGUGCCUAUCGCAACGGUGACGAGUACAUGCACACCCUGAAUGUCCACGACGGCGACAAGUGGCGCUGCUUCGGCAUCGUCCUCGGCUACUGCAUCAUCAACUGGAUCCUGGUGUACUUCUUCAUUUAUACCGUGCGUGUCCGCGGCUGGUCGUUCGGUAUUGGCUACAUCUUCGGCCUCCUUGGCAAGGUGAUCGAUGGCCUCAAGAAAGCCGUGUCCAAAAUUACCACCAGGAAGUCAGAUCGAUCUGAGAAGGUCUGA
Molecule: messenger RNA, 4632 nt
Organism: Paecilomyces variotii
Lineage: Eukaryota; Fungi; Ascomycota; Eurotiomycetes; Eurotiales; Thermoascaceae
Product: ABC-2 type transporter-domain-containing protein
Exons: 3
Coding region: 1-4632 (1543 amino acids)
Biological process (GO): transmembrane transport
Cellular component (GO): membrane
Molecular function (GO): ABC-type transporter activity; ATP binding; ATP hydrolysis activity
Source: RefSeq, a predicted model, not a curated record